UCCAUAUGGUCAUAAAUCUUCCCACAAUGACAACAAUACCAGAUCGAAACUCGAUCAUAGGUGGAAAAAUUAUACAUUAAGUACAUCUCUAUUCAUUUCUACUCGCAAAUGCCAGCGUACUACAUUGAAAAUGUUAAAAUUCCACUUACUGUUUGCUUCAGUUUUCGCAAUAAUCUGCAGAUUAGAUGCGGAUUUAAUUUUUACUUCUCCAAUUAGAACAAGGGCUUUGUUAUCUUCUGUCGACCUGGUAAUUGAAACAAUACAAGAAUACAUCAAGACUGAGAAAGAUAGAGUGAAAACAUUAGAAGGAUAUUUGAACGAUUGGGAAAAAGAGCACAAUCUGUACGCAGAAAAUCCAGAAUUACAUUUAGGCAACCACAUCAGCUUAUUCAAUUUCUUAUACAAGCUCAACACAUGGUGGCCUUACUGGCAGGAAGAAACGAAAAAAAAUUCAGCUGAGAGUGCCAUUUACAAAAUGAGGAACAGCAAUACAACAUGGCCAACAAUGGAAGAUAUGAAUGGUGUCAUGGAUUCCAUAAUCAACAUCCAGAUUAUACACGGUCUCGAAGCUAAUUCAUUAGUAAAUGGCAAAUUCCACGAUAAAUUCACCAACACGAAGCUCGACUUCGGCGAAUGCCUGAUGAUGGCUCAAAGGUGUUUCGAAACCAUACAUUAUAAAUUAUGUCUGCAAUGGUCUCUGUCUGCACUACAGAAAUACUUCACCGAACGCGUCAAAGACGAAGAGCAAUUACACAAAGUCUUGUAUUAUAUUUCAUACACUUCUUACAUAUCAGGUGAAUAUGAUCUGGCUGUAGAAUCCAUAGAAGCUUAUGUGAAGAAGAAACCAGAUGAUGAAAGUGCAAAAACGUUGGAGAAUAUAAUUCAUCUCAAUCUGCCACCGGAUCAUAAAAAAAGCAUAUCCAAAAAAGUGAUGGAAAUAUUCCGGAAUAUCAAACAUCUUUGCAAUAAGCAAAGUACAGCAGUUGAACUCUCUCGUGUGUCAUAUCUGAGAUGUCGUUACAAUCAUAAAAACAGUUACUACUUGAAAAUUGCUCCUUUAAAAGAAGAAAUACUUUCAUUGAUUCCUCACAUAAGCUUGUACAGAGAUGUACUUUAUGACUCUGAGAUUAAAUUUUUGAAAGAAAAAUCCAAGAAACGAUUACAGGAGGUAGUUAUGGAUAAAGAUUCAGAUAUCGUCUAUGAUCAAGUUGAACUAGCCACAUUUGAAGAUCACGAUUACGACGAAAUUGCCAGAAUAUCUCACAGAGUCAACGACAUGACUGGAUCUCGAUUAAGCUCGGUAAAUUUGUUUCAAUUGCAUAAAUACAACGUUGGAGCAUCCUUCGCUGAUUACGAGGAAAAAAAGGAACAUCCGGAUAUGGGAAAAUAUAGCACAGUCUUUUUUCACAUGACCGAUGUAAUCAAAGGUGGCUCUACAACGUUUCCCGAAUUAAAUAUCGCAGUUAAAGCUGAAAAAGGAACCGCUUUGGUAUGGUUUGAUGACAUUCUACAACGUACUAACAACGUUAUCAGACACGCAGUCUGUACCGUCGCAGUGGGUCAUAACUGGACACUUACAAAACGUAUUUUCGAAAAAAAUAGAUCAAAACCAGGACGCAGAUGUGGUCAAAAAUAGAUACAUACUUAGGUAAAUUUAAUACGCGGACUUGCAGACGAGAAGAAAAUGGAUAAAAUUCAUAAAAUGAAACCAGUUGUAUAAAACACAUAAAGUACCGACUAGAUAUAAAAUAAUUUACUAAAAUACACGUACCAUAAUAACUACUCUGACUUAAUACUGUAUUAGAAAAAAAAACACCCAACGUAAUCAUACGUUAUUAUGAUUUAAAAAAUUGACAUAUUUUAUAAACGUUUUAGAAAAAACCCUUCCUUCGUCGAUAAUAUAACAGGAACGCUAAACUGGUAACCAUCAUAACCCCCUAAUUUGAGCGCCAUAUUCGGAUCGUAUUCGGUUUUACGAAACGGAUUUACUCCCAUAUCCAUUUUGUUCGUUUGUUUCGGCGGCGUGAAUUGAUCCUGGAUAGGUUCGUUUUUAACCGAAUGAAUCAACAUGUGCUUAGUUAAAUUACCCCUUUGAGUAAACCUCUUAUCGCAAAUAGUACAAGAGUAAGGUUUUUCACCGGUAUGCGUUCGUCGAUGACGUUCUAAGUUCGCCUGUUGUACGAAAGAUUUAUCACAAAACUCACACCGGAAGUGUUUCUCACCGGUAUGCAGUAAAGAAUGUUUAUUUAGGUUG
This is a messenger RNA of Planococcus citri (citrus mealybug), 2254 nucleotides long. RefSeq names its product prolyl 4-hydroxylase subunit alpha-1-like. The coding region runs from base 131 to 1636 and encodes 501 amino acids. The transcript is spliced from 10 exons. NCBI's taxonomy places the organism in Eukaryota, Metazoa, Arthropoda, Insecta, Hemiptera, Pseudococcidae. The record is from RefSeq and is a predicted model, not a curated record. Gene Ontology annotation, molecular function: L-ascorbic acid binding; protein binding; iron ion binding. Gene Ontology annotation, biological process: peptidyl-proline hydroxylation to 4-hydroxy-L-proline. Gene Ontology annotation, cellular component: endoplasmic reticulum.